AUGGCCAAACUUUCCAAGGAGAACCUGCUGCUCUUGUUCACGGUGCUUGGUGUUGCGAUCGGUAUAGGAUUGGGCUACUCGUUGCGAGACCCGAACCAAGCUUGGUCAAAGCGACAUCUCUCUUACCUUCGAUUUCCCGGCGAUCUGUUUGUUCAGAUGCUAAAAAUGCUCAUUUUGCCGAUGAUCAUGUCAAGUAUUAUUACGAGUUUGGCUUCACUGGAUUCUGGAACUGCCGGUAGAUUGGGAAUAGUAUCUAUGACCUACUACACUUUGACUACUUUUUCUGCUGUCUUUCUCGGAAUUGUACUGGUUACUUUAAUCAAACCUGGAAAAUGGACGACGACGAACGUUGAGGAUCUUGUAGGGCAUGUGAAAACCACACCAUGCGUUGCUACCGCUGUGGAUACCGUCAUCGAUCUCAUGAAGAGUUGCUUCCCAGAAAAUCUUAUUGAAGCCACUUUCCGUUCUCAAAAAGUAUGUCUGAAGUUCUUCAACGGUACUACCGAAAUCCCACCGGAAAUUGCUAUGACCAUGUCACCAGAACAACGUGCUCAGUUUACUGAAGUUCCAGAAAAGAUUGUGUCUGACGGUAUGAAUAUUCUCGGUUUGGUCGUUUUCAGUGUUGCACUCGGAAUUGUGAUUGGAAUCAUUGGAGAGGACGGAAAACCAAUGAAGAACUUCUUCAAGAGCCUUGAAGCUUGCAGUAUGAAGUUGAUCGGCUGGGUUAUCAUGUACUCACCAAUUGGAAUCACUUUCCUUAUCGCUGCUCAAAUCGUUGGAAUGAAAGAUCCAGGACAGGAAUUGCAUCGUUUGAUGGGUUACGUCAUCACUGUUAUUCUUGGACUUCUUAUCCACGCCUUCGUUAUCAUCCCCCUUCUGUGUGUUGUUCUUGCUCGUCGUAAUCCAAUCAAGUUCGUUGGAGGUAUGGCUCAAGCUCUUCUCACUGCUUUGGCUACCAGUUCCAGCUCUGCCACUCUUCCACUUUCCAUCAAGUGCUGUGAAGAAAACAACAAGGUCGACCCAAGAGUUACCCGUUUUGUUUUGCCACUCGGAGCUACUAUUAACAUGGAUGGAACUGCCCUUUAUGAAGCCGUCGCUGCCAUUUACAUCUCUCAAUGCGUCGGAAACGAUUUGAAUCUUGGAGAGGUCAUUCUUGUGUCUUUGACAGCCACCCUUGCCAGUAUUGGAGCCGCCGGAAUCCCUCAAGCCGGAAUCGUCACCAUGAUCAUGGUCCUUAUCGCUAUUGGAUUGCCAACCAACUUGUUCAUCCUCAUCUUCCCAGUUGACUUCAUGCUCGACAGACUCCGCACCACCGUCAAUGUUCAUGGAGAUAGUAUUGCAACUGCCGUUAUUGAGAGACUCUGCGAGGAUCAAUUGCAAAAAGGAGGACAUCAUCAUGAUACCAAUGACCAAGGCUACAGCAUGCUCUCAACCAACGCUUCCCCGGACCCAAAACGAAUCACCAUUGGAAAUAACUGCGAGAACUCUCAUAUGUUGUAA
Messenger RNA from Caenorhabditis remanei, 1500 nucleotides. RefSeq lists its product as uncharacterized. Lineage: Eukaryota; Metazoa; Nematoda; Chromadorea; Rhabditida; Rhabditidae. Gene Ontology annotation, cellular component: plasma membrane. The coding region runs from base 1 to 1500 and encodes 499 amino acids. Gene Ontology annotation, molecular function: glutamate:sodium symporter activity; neutral L-amino acid transmembrane transporter activity; L-glutamate transmembrane transporter activity. The transcript has 10 exons. Gene Ontology annotation, biological process: L-glutamate transmembrane transport. The record is from RefSeq and is a predicted model, not a curated record.